This is a messenger RNA of Lithohypha guttulata, 522 nucleotides long. RefSeq lists its product as uncharacterized. The coding region runs from base 1 to 522 and encodes 173 amino acids. The record is from RefSeq and is a predicted model, not a curated record. The transcript has 4 exons. Lineage: Eukaryota; Fungi; Ascomycota; Eurotiomycetes; Chaetothyriales; Trichomeriaceae.
AUGUCUACCGAGGUCAUUCCUGCUACUCUGAAAGCAGUUGCGGCAGAGGUCGCGCAGCUCUUGAAGGACAGACAAGAAACCAUCUCUGUUGCAGAAACAGCAGCCGGAGGAUUGAUUUCAGCGGCACUGCUGGCCACACCAGGUGCGAGCGCAAUCUACAAAGGUGGCUUGACACUCUACACUCUACAGAGUAGAAUACAGUUUGCAGGUUGGAACCAGGAAAAUAUAGCAAGCUACAAAGGGCCAACACCAGAGAUCGUUGCUGGAUUGGCGGAGAAUGUGAGAGUGAAGCUUGAAUCCACUUACUGUGUUUCAGAAAGCGGCACUGCCGGCCCAACGGGCGGCACGACUCGUAACAGAACGCCUGGUUAUGUCGCGCUGGCAGUGGCCGGUCCAGCAGGUACGAAAACCUUAGAAAUUGACACUGGCAAAGGUACCGACCGCGAGCAAAACAUGCUUGCAUUUGCAAUCGGAGCUAUGAAUCUCGUGAAAGAGGUAAUCAGAGGAGAAGCAAAGAUGUGA